Molecule: messenger RNA, 5030 nt
Organism: Anguilla rostrata (American eel)
Lineage: Eukaryota; Metazoa; Chordata; Actinopteri; Anguilliformes; Anguillidae
Gene: slc12a3
Product: solute carrier family 12 member 3
Exons: 26
Coding region: 59-3142 (1027 amino acids)
Biological process (GO): chloride ion homeostasis; potassium ion import across plasma membrane; sodium ion homeostasis
Cellular component (GO): apical plasma membrane
Molecular function (GO): sodium:potassium:chloride symporter activity
Source: RefSeq, a predicted model, not a curated record
GCUGACUAUAUGGAUCUCUCAGUUUUUGUGGAAAUCAUCUGUGGCGUCCACUCCAGUAAUGGCAGAUGUACCGCCGAUCGAGUCCGUGAAAAUGACCUCUUUUAACAAACAAUUGAAAGUGCCGCCGGCAGGUUCGGAUGAGAGUUAUGCAAGGUACCUUUAUGACAAUUCGAAAGACGGUACUUACCACAGCAACGGUGAAGCAAACUCUCAAAGCUCUGCACCGUUCUCAGGCUACGAUACUUUAGAUGAGGCACCAAACUACGAUUUUUAUGCCAACACUGUGGUCCGAGGGAAAGUGCGCAAGUCAAGACCUUCUCUCUUCCAGCUCCAAUCAGUACUUGAGGAGGAUAGUAGUCCCCCACCGCUGUACGAGGAGGCCAACCGAGCGGCCCAUGGGGGCAUUAAUGGUGAGGACAGCUCAGAGGAUGAGGGGGAGAUGGAGCCUGAAGUGGAGCCGACGAGGUUCGGGUGGGUGCAAGGGGUCAUGAUUCGCUGUAUGCUCAAUAUCUGGGGAGUGAUCCUGUACCUACGACUGCCUUGGAUUACAGCACAGGCUGGUAUUGGUCUUACAUGGGUCAUCAUCAUUCUUUCCUCCUGCAUCACUGGCAUCACUGGCUUGUCCACCUCCGCUAUUGCUACCAAUGGCAAGGUCAAAGGAGGUGGCACUUACUUCCUGAUCUCGCGCAGUUUGGGCCCUGAGCUUGGCGGGUCCAUCGGGCUGAUUUUCGCUUUCGCCAACGCAGUGGCGGUCGCCAUGCACACCGUGGGCUUCGCUGAGACCGUGCAGUCACUCAUGCAGGAAAGUGGCGCCAGCAUGGUGGACCCCAUUAAUGACAUCCGCAUCAUUGGAGUAAUCACUGUCACAUGUCUGCUAGGUAUAUCUCUGGCUGGGAUGGAAUGGGAGUCGAAGGCCCAGGUGAUCUUUUUCCUGGUCAUCAUGAUCUCUUUCGUAAACUACUUUGUGGGCACCGUCAUCCCAGCCACGCCACAAAAGCAGGCCAGAGGCUUCUUCAGCUACAGAGCGGAUAUUUUUGCUGCCAACUUUGUGCCGCAAUGGCGUGGGCCAGAUGGCAGCUUCUUUGGCAUGUUCUCCAUCUUUUUCCCUUCGGCGACGGGCAUCCUCGCCGGUGCCAACAUCUCUGGGGACCUGAGGGACCCAGCGGUAGCCAUUCCCAGAGGAACCUUGAUGGCCAUAUUCUGGACCACCAUGUCCUACCUCUUAAUCUCCUCCACCAUCGCAUCAUGCGUGUUACGUGAUGCAUCGGGUAGUAUGAACGACUCCGUGCCAAUUUCUGAAACCGGCAACUGCGUUGGACUGGGCUGUCGCUACGGCUGGGACUUCAGCGAGUGCACCAAUAACAAAACCUGCGCCUUUGGCAUCAGCAACUACUACCAGAGUAUGAGCAUGGUGUCAGGGUUUGCUCCCCUCAUCGCAGCUGGCAUUUUUGGGGCGACGCUCUCCUCAGCCCUGGCUUGCCUAGUCUCUGCACCCAAAGUCUUCCAGUGUCUGUGCAAAGACCGGCUGUAUCCCUUCAUUGGGAUAUUUGCGAAGGGUUACGGGAAGAACGAUGAGCCAAUCAGAGGCUAUGUUCUGACCUACGUCAUCGCCAUCUGCUUCAUUCUUAUUGCUGAACUGAACACCAUCGCUCCAAUUAUCUCCAACUUCUUCCUCUGCUCCUACGCCCUCAUCAACUUCAGCUGCUUCCACGCCUCCAUUACCAACUCACCAGGCUGGCGUCCCUCCUUCCGGUACUACAGUAAGUGGCUGUCACUGCUGGGAUCGGUGGUGUCUGUGAUCAUCAUGUUCCUGCUGACCUGGUGGGCCGCGCUCAUCGCCAUCGGCAUCGUCCUGUUCCUGCUGGGAUACGUACUGUACAAAAAGCCCUCUGUGAACUGGGGGUCCUCUGUCCAGGCCAGCUCCUACAACACGGCCCUGUCCCACUCUGUCAGCCUAAACUAUGUAGACGACCACAUUAAGAACUACAGGCCCCAGUGUCUGGUCCUCACUGGCCCCCCCAGCCUCCGCCCAGCCCUGGUGGACUUUGUUAGCACCUUCACCAAGAACCUGAGCUUAAUGAUAUGCGGGAACGUGGUUGUUGCUGGCCCCUCCCCUGCAGCCACGGAAUCGGCGGGAAGUAGCAGUCAUGUGGCCUGGUUGAACAAGCGACAUGUCAGGUCCUUCUACCGUGGCGUGGUGGCGGAUGACCUGCGGGGCGGAGUCCAGAUGUUGCUGCAGGCCUCUGGUUUGGGUCGAAUGAAGCCCAACGUCCUGGUGAUGGGAUACAAACAGAACUGGAACCAGGACCGGCCGCACUGCGUGGAGAACUAUGUGGGCAUCUUACAUGAUGCAUUCGACCUGCAGUACGGAGUGUGUGUUCUACGGAUGAAGGAGGGACUGGAUGUGUCCCACAGCCUGCAGGCACACGUCAACCCUGUCUAUGAGAGUGACAUCGGACUUUGCCCCCCACCACCACUCCCUGCCAAUGCCAUAUUGGAUCCUGACGCUUUGGUGGCCGCCCCGCAGACCAGCACAGGGUUCCAGUCCAAGCAGGGGAAGAAGACCAUAGAUGUCUACUGGCUCUCCGAUGAUGGAGGUCUGACGCUGAUGCUGCCCUACCUGCUAAGCCGGAAGAAGCGCUGGGCAAGGUGCAAGGUGCGCGUGUUUGUGGGCGGAGAGAGACAGCGAAUGGAGGAGCAGAAGCAGGAGAUAUUGGCCCUCAUCAGCAAGUUCCGCCUCGGUUUCCAUGAUGUCGAGGUGCUUCCUGACAUUGGCGGGAAGCCGCAGACUGAACAUAUGAAGAGAUUUGAGGACAUGUUGGGGCCCUACAGGCUGAAUGACGGGCAGAAGGACAGCAGUGCAGUGGAGCAGCUGAGGGAAGGAUGUCCCUGGAUGAUAUCUGACGAGGAGCUGGAGAGAAACAAGGCCAAGUCCCAAAGACAGGUCCGUCUGAAUGAGAUUCUACUGGAUUACUCCAGAGAUGCUGCCUUGAUUGUCCUGACCAUGCCUGUGGGACGGAGAGGGGGGUGUCCCAGUACCCUCUACAUGGCCUGGUUGGAAACCCUAUCACGUGACCUGCGGCCCCCUGUCCUGCUCGUCAGGGGGAACCAAGAAAACGUUCUCACCUUAUACUGCCAGUAACCCUGGACAACCCUUUCAACCAAUCAAGAGCCUCCUAACAGCUAGGGCAACAGCUCAUUGACUUUAAAGCUAACUGAUACUGACCAUCAACACUUGAAGACCGGUCUACUUACUGGUUAUAUUAUAAGACAGGAACCUCCCUAAAUUAAACUUGGUUAUAUUUUAUAGUUGCUGCGUAAAGGUACCUAUUAGAUACAGUUUAAUUGAUUUCAAAUAAUCUCGUUUAUAUUGGCUAGCUACAGUUUGCUCAUUUUUCUAGUGCACUUAGGAGAAUGUUAACUACUAGCACUCAAUGGAAUGCAUGGUGCUACUGUACAUCUUGUGCUUGCUUAUAGUAACAGUGCAGUGAGCUCUUGGGUAUGGAAGUUCAUUAAAUGGAAUUGAAAGUAUCUUAAAAUUCAGCAACAGUUGCUGAGCCAAUUUAAAUGAAAAUGUGCAACUAACCAAAAUGUAUAGUCAGAUGAAUGUAAUUUUGUCAUGAAUAUUGGGGAAAAUAUGUUUAAGUGUGAAAUAUUUUUAUAACUAUUUUAAUGGUGUCAAAUAAGGAUGAAAAUAUAUUUGUUAUAUUUGCCACAGUUUGUGGAGUCCCAAGAAUAUGCCUUCACUAGAAAUUCAUAUGCUGAGGAAUCAUAAAUCAAGUUUUAUGGUGCGUGCGACAAUUUACAAUUAAAAAAGUAUGUGGCUGAACUAAUACAGUCAACGCAAGGCCUCCCCAUCUGAUUAAAAACUGGUUAAUAUCCAGCUGUUUCUUCACUUUACUAAUGCUGCCACCAAAAAGGUGUGAUUCAGUGCCACGGAGGGCAGCUGGUUUUGUGCUAUUUUUGUAACCACACACCGCUUCGUUAGCGUUUCUGUCAGAUAGCAGAGAACUCAGAACAGAGCCACACGUGUUGUAUGUCAGUGAGCAAACUGAAUUGUUGCUCUUUAAAAAUUGUACCAAUAUAACAAUUCUUGUUGAAGUUCUACAUAUAAGCAUAUGCUACACAUGACACUUUACCUGACGGUUUGUCAUUUGAUGUAUUUUGUUUUGCAUUGUUUUCCUGAUUUAAUCUUUUUUCCUGCUCUCUAUGAAGCACUCUUGAGUGCUACAGAAAGGAAGCACAAAAUAAUAACAAUAAUUAUUAUUAUUCAGCAAUUGGAACUCAUACACACAUGGAUUACAUUUUAUCUCUGUUCACACACUAUUUUAGGUAUUUUGUGCCACACAGUUCUUAUAAUAAGAAGAUAUCUAUACAAAAGUCAUAGUACUGUAUAGAUAACUCAUACAUAGCAACAACUGACCACCCUCUCUUUCCCUCUGAAAAUUAUCCUCUUCUGAAAAUAUAGUAUAUGGAUUCAACCAACUUGGACCUGUACCAAAUGAGUACUGGAAUUUAAAAGUAAAUGAACAUUUCCUGAAGGAAGAGUCAAUCAUUUAAAAAGCAAAUAUGGAUCAAAUAUACCAAGUGCACAGCCAGUGAAUAUUGAUUUACAAAUGCUUGGUAUGUCCAAACAAAAACUGCCUGACUGAGUUUUGUAUGCAGUACAUGUACUUCGUCCCCAUGUGUCUCUGAAGGGGAUUAUGGGUUUAAAAUUGAUACAAGGUAUUUCUAAUUUAUUUUAAAUUGAUUUUAUGCUGUGCACGCAUAUUUACUUGUGCUUUUGGGUACAUAUCAACUUGCAUUUGUGAAGUAUAUAGCCUACUGUUUAUCUUAUACUUGAUUACUGUAUUAUAAAAAAUAUAUAUAUUUUGUAGGCUAACUGCCCUUGUAUCUUCCGCAUUCCUGUUGUUGCCCUGGAAUUUCAUGAUAAUGGUAUAUUUAACUAAAGCCUGGUGUUUUACUUGGUUUGUUAUUGCAAUAUAGAUCAUUUUAAUGACUUGACUUCAAAUAAACCUUUCUGAAAUCCU